Messenger RNA from Elgaria multicarinata webbii, 7588 nucleotides. It is a transcript of the gene CASP8AP2, whose product is annotated as caspase 8 associated protein 2. Gene Ontology annotation, molecular function: transcription corepressor activity. Gene Ontology annotation, biological process: extrinsic apoptotic signaling pathway via death domain receptors; Fas signaling pathway. The record is from RefSeq and is a predicted model, not a curated record. The transcript is spliced from 10 exons. Bases 127 to 6120 code for a protein of 1997 amino acids. Gene Ontology annotation, cellular component: PML body; mitochondrion. Lineage: Eukaryota; Metazoa; Chordata; Lepidosauria; Squamata; Anguidae.
CAACGGCGUCCGCUGUGAACGAGAAAGUGACACGGAGGACGGAAGGCAGGACACGUCACUCCGGCUAAUGUCCUGAUUUCCCCCCCCUGCCCAACAUAGAUGGGGAAUACCUAAGAAGAGAGUACAAUGGCAACUGAUGAUGAUGGAAUGACAUUUUCUAAUCUUCUGUAUGGUGCUUCUCCUUGUCGAGGAGGAGAUGAUGAGAGUUCGGUGGAUAUUUAUGAUGGCUUAGACAGCACUCCAAUUGCUUCUAUCACUCCUGCUACAAAAGUAACCCCAACCAGAAGUAGUUUAAAUCUAUUUGAUGAGAUCCUGAUUGAAGAAACAACAGCAAAGGAAGCUACUUACAAUGAUUUGCAGUCUGAACACAAGAAAAGUCAGCAACAACUUCAAGAGUUGAUGAAAAAGCUUCAGGAAAUAGAGGAACAGAAUUCCACUCUACAAAAAGAAAACCAGUGCCUUAAGAAGAACAUUUCAGCUCUUAUCAAAACAGCUAGAGUAGAAAUAAAUCGCAAAGAUGAAGAAAUUAGUAAUCUCCAGAGAAGGCUAUCGGACGGUCCAGUUCAUCAAAAUACCUACAGUAGAACGUACUUCUCAGCAUCAACUAAUAAGACAAGAAACUUUGAAGGAUCAAAAGCAAAAAAUAAAUGCAGAGAUUUACUUUCAGAGAACAAUCCAAAAAUGGAUCCUCAAACUAAAAACACUCUCUCUAAAGACAUACCACCCAAUUAUCCAAGUCAGGAUCUAGAAAAUAAGAAAUUUCAUUCAGGAAAAAGAGACAUUCCAUACAUACCUCGAUCUCAUCCUGAACAGCUUAACAAUGAUGGUGCUCAUUCAAGGCUGACAAAUGUAGACAGUUCUUGUGACAAAGAAAAGGGGAAAAAUGAAAUUAAACAUAAUGAGUAUCAUAGUAGGGAGAAUGACUGCAAAUACAAAACAAAAGUACAACAAAAUUUGGACAGCACUGCAGAUAGAAUAUUGGAUUCUCAUGGAAAAUUAAAAUCUUACCCAGAAAAAACAGUCAAAAAUGGACAUUGGAAAGAUAGUAAGGACUUAAAGCUCAAGAGCAGCUCAUGUGCAGAAAAAAGAACCAGUAAGGUCCCUGCUGCUAAGGAGAAACAACCAAGUCCUAAAGAUAUAUUACUGUCCAAAACAGGACACUCCAGCGAUGAUAGGAGUGAAAAGUCACAAAAUAUAAAUCGGAAGGACCUGAAAAUACAAAACAAAGAUGAAAGCAAUAGUGGACAAAAAGCUAGACAACCUGACAGGUGUCUAGAACAACAAAGAACUGGUAAGCUUUCUAGUCCUACUGAAAGGAAUACAAUUUCCAGAAGUUUUCAGAAAUUAAAUAAAAGCUAUGUGGAAGUCCGGAAGGUAAAAGACAGUGAUUGUAGAAGAAACAAAGGGGCAGAUUAUCAUGGCCUCCAAGGAGGGAGAUUAUCACCACCACUACCUCCUAUUUCUAAUAAGGAGCAAAAACAUAGCUACUCAAAGGAAGAUAACAGCAAAUGUGAACAAAAGCAUUCAAAAUCAGACAGGCAUCGAACUGAAGAAAAAAGGAAAAAUGAGAGACACAAUCCUAGAGAAAAUAGGAAUUCUCAAAAUGAAAGAAGAGACUCAAAGGAAAAGACAACAAAAGGAACCAUUAAAAUUAAAGGAGGUACAAAAAGGGAGGAAAAGAAAUCCUUUCGACCAGAAGAAAUUGCCAAGAUAGUUGAUGGUGUGGAGGAGCAGAUGCCUACAAAAGCUGGAAGGGAUGAGGAGCAGUCAAAAAGCAAAGACUUGAAACUGAGCUUUAUGCAGAAGCUAAAUUUAACGCUUUCUCCUGCUAAAAAGCAAACAGACAGACUCAAAUCAGUAGCAAAGUCUGCCAAUGACUGCAACACAGAGAUUCCAAGUCAAGAAGUAACGUUAGUACCAGAUGAGCCUAGUAAUAAUAAUCCAAUUAAGCAAACAGAAACACCGCUAUUACAUAUCCAUGGCAAUCCUAUUCAGACCAAUCUGAAAAAAAUAACAGCUGUAUCUGAGAUCAAAGUGAAGGUGGUAAAUGAAGGUUUAGCAGAAACCAUGAAUAUAGAUCCAUCUAAGACAACAUCAUUCCCACGAACCAAAGAGAAACAUGAAUUGGCUGAUAAUGUGAAACUCCUGUCUGAGGCUGAAACUGAAAUGGAGGAAGUGGAUGGAAUAUAUAUAGCUCCUGGCCUAGGAAGCCCCAUAAAUCAAGAUACACUUCCAGAUAAUUCUUUCAGUGAGACUAUAUGUUCUGUGGAUUUUGAUUCUUUUAGUGUAAUAGAUGAGAUCAAUGGGACAGAUUCAGAUUCUUUGGUGGAUGAGGAAGAGUCCAGUAAAUGUGCAGAAGAAAAAGUGUUGGAGUAUCCUGAAAAAGAAAACAAACCUGUGCCUCACAAGACUAUUGUGGAAAAAAGCAAAAUACUGAGUGGGGAUGUGACAACAAAUGACCAGAAGGCUCAUAACUUGAAGCCAAGUUUUCCUGACACUAGAAACCAUUUAGAAACAUUGUGUAGUAAAGAGUCAAACCCUACAUUUCUAGCAGGAGAUACAAACCCAAUUUCAGUUGAUGAUGAUAACUCUAUACUGAGUAUUGAUCUAAAUCACAUGAGGCACAUACCAAAAGCAAUCAGCCCAAUUAAUAGUCCAAUCCGUCCCUUGGCUAAAGUGCUCAGAAUGGAAAGCCCUUUCAAAGGAUCUGUGAAAAGUUAUAUUACAGAUUUUGUUCCAGAUAAUGUAGUUGUCUAUCCUGGAAGAAACCAGUCCAAUGAGCUCAACAAGGAAAAUCAGAAGCCACUUUGCACAGAUCACCAAAUCGUAGUGGAGCCUCAGCUGAACAUGUCUUCAGAUGAAUUAGAAGAAGGUGAAAUCAUAAGUGAUAAUGAUGAACCUAUAUUAGAAAGGAACUCUGAGAAUAGUAAAAAAACAAAACGAAAAGUAUCUCCUGAUAGAUCGAAUUUGUCCAAGAGUACAUGCAACCUCAAGGUCAAGACUACACCUUCCAGUGAAGAUACUGAAAAAUCAGCUUCUGGGAAAAAGAGUAAAGAGAAACCCAAAGAUGGAACCAUAAUAUCCUCCAGUGAAGUGAAGAAAAAUAAAGCUGUGAGCAUUGAUUGUCUAGAAAAAAUAGUGAAAAUUACUGCUGAACCUUCUACUGCACAUGAGUUUAUGCAGAUGCUGAGAGCUAUAAGAAAACAAAUACGGAAGAACUACAUGAAGUUUAAGAUACAGUUUCCAGUACAGAACUUUCAUAGAAUUAUAGAGUCAGCAGUUCUGAAUUUUACAUCUCUGGUAAAAUAUCUUGACUUCUCUAAAAUGUCUAAAUUAAGUGAAGCCUUAAAGUUGAAUCUCUGUGAAGUUAUAGAAUCUAAACUUAAUCAGAUCAAAAGGAAUAGCGAAAUAGAGCAUCUGUUUGAACAUCAACAAUCAGAUAUGAAGAAAAAGUUGUGGAAGCUUGUAGAUGUGCAGCUUGACUACCUUUUUGAUAAAAUAAAAAAAAUUCUUCUAAAAUUCUGUAAUUUGAUAAGUUCUCGAAAUGAAAACGAUGAAGGUAAACUUGAUAAAAGAACAAAAAAAAGCCCCAAAUGCCUUGUAAAUCAUAAAACUGAAAGACAGAAAUCAAAGAAAACAGCCUUAAAUGCUAGAACUCAAAAGCCUGAAGAAUGUGCCCCUCGAAAACCUGUAGUAGGUAACCAACUAUCUAAGAGAGAUCACCAUGACACACGCAAAAUGGACACACACAAAAAUAUUGCUUCAAAAUGUAAAGGUUCCUAUGCUAAUAUUUCAAAACAUUCUCAGAUCAAAGCUGAACUUUUCAAGGAAAAGUCCAUAAAGGAUAGUACUUUGAAAGUUGGAAAAUAUGAAAAGGAAGGCUCAUACAUGGCAGGAGACCCUCCCAAGUCAGAUAUUAGCUGUGGACCUCUCACAGAACAGCAGAUGUCGGGCCUGACAUUCAAUCUAGUCAAUGAUGCUCAAAUGGGUGAAAUGUUCAAAAGUUUGUUACAAGGCUCUGACCUUUCAGAAAAGAAUGAUGACUUCAUUGAUGAAAAUCAGUGGGAAUUCAGGACACCGGAAAAACACAUGCCAGAUGGUCAGAUCUGUGGGAAUGAGUCUGCAUAUGAGACAGAAGGACUGAUUCCAAAAGAGACCCAAGUAGAGUCAAGAGUGCUAGAUGGCAUUAAAUGGCCUGUCGUUUCACCUGAAAGAGAUUCAGCAUUUUUAACUAGACUGCAGAUGCCCAUUGAUCCAGAUAUUCUAGAUGAAAGUUGUAUGUUUGAAAUUCCUAAUAGUCCAGCUCUGAAGAAAAAUGAAAUAUGUAUUUCGGAAAAACCGAAAUCGGUUGUCUCUUCUAUUCUUCUGGAAGAUCUAGCAGUCUCAUUGACUAUUCCCUCUCCUUUGAAAUCAGAUGCUCAUCUUAGUUUCUUGAAACCCGACAUACUUGGCUCUGUUCCUGAGGAUGUUCUAAGUGCACAUUUCAGUGAAGACGCCCAUCUGGAAGAGGAGGAUGCUUCUGAACAGGACAUCCAUUUGGCUUUGGAAUCUGAUAAUUCAAGCAGUAAUUCCACCUGUUCGUCAUCAUGGGCAAGUAUGCCUGCUGCUCCUGGAUUUCAGUAUUGCCCAAGCCUGCCAAUGCAGGCAGUAAUAAUGGAGAAAUCAAAUGAUCAUUUCAUUGUUAAGAUCAGGCGUGCUGCACCAUCUACCUCACGAAUCCUUGAUCAAGCAAUCCUAGGAAAUGAGCAUCCAACCACUCUUACUGAGAGAAGAAACAAUGAAAUUAUGACUGAAGAAAAAUUAGAUACUUUGAAUUCCAAAUGUGUACCACUGGAAGAGACAGCAAUGUGUAAGGAAAAGAUGAAUAAUAAUUACUUCAGGGAUGAGAUGCAUGAUCAUAAUAGAGAUGAGCAAGUUUUAAAUUCACUGGAGUGUGUGGAGGAGUCGUCUGUCUGUCUUGAGAAAGAUCAGGUUCCUACUAUAUCUGAACCCCAACAAGAACCCCAUCCUGGUCCUCCUGAUGAUGUGUUUGAAUCUGUAGAGGGCUUGUUUACUCAUGCCAGCCAAGAGCAAAAGUGUAACAUGACUGAACUACAGGAUCCAUACAGCAGUACCACUCAGAUUCAAGGCUCUGAUCAGGUGUCACAUAGUAGUGUUAGCCCAGAAGAAGUCUGUGACUUACACAAUCCCCCUAAAGAAGUGGGGAUAUCAUUAGCAUGUCCAAAAGAAUCCUCAAAUGAUGAAACUGCCCAGAGUGAAGACACACCUGAAGUUUUUAAACUACCUCAGACACACACAGUGAAAGCAUUUCAAAUAAGUGAUGUAUCUUGUGGUAAAAUAGAACAGUCACCAGUUCACUCUGCAGAAAUUCCAUUUGUAAAAGAGUUGUCCUCCAAGAGCCAUUUUAAUAUAUGUAUAGACUUGACUGAUGACUCUCCCAUGGAAAACGAAAUAGAUUCAUGGGAUCUCACAGUGGAAUCUGCUUUAAAUACUAGAAUGGGAUGCUUAUAUAAAAAUAAAGAGACGCAUAAGUCAGAAGACCGCUAUGCAGCAAGUGAUCCUUUGGAACAUGAUGUUGAAGGAGUUAUAAAUCUGACAGAGGAUCUGCUUGACAAGCCUGCAGUAAAUGAGAACUUUCAAACAAAAGCUGUUCUAAAUAUUGAUGAUCAAAAAUCCCAAAUGAGCCUUAAUAAAGAAAGCAGAAAAAGAAAAAAGGAGAUGGAAGAAACAUCCAGUGCAAAAAGGCAAAGAAAGGAAAGUAAUGAGUUGGGUUUUAAAAAACCCUGCAAAAAUGGCAAAAAGUCUAAAGAGACUACUUCAGCAUCCAUAAGUGCGUCCAUUAAAAAGGCUGCAGUAAUUACGGACAAAGAUCCUUUGCCAUCAACAUCCUCUAUGUCGCCAUCAAGUCUUCGUGCCAAAAAUAUCAUUAAGAAGAAAGGGGAAGUUGUAAUUUCUUGGACAAGAAAUGAUGACAGAGAGAUUUUAUUGGAAUGUCAGAAAAAAGGACCUUCAGGAAAAACAUUUGCUUCUGUUGCUUCCAGAUUAAAUAAAAAUCCAACUCAGAUUGAAGAACGAUUCAAGCAGUUAGUGAAGCUAUUCAAGAUGUCAAAUUGUAGUUAGCAGCUGCACUGCUGCUACAAAUGAUGAACUGCUAUGAACAUAGAUGCACUGUAUGUAUGUGUGAGAAAGAGACAGAGCACAUGCAAUCCAAGUCAGAAUAGCUGUCUGUUGCUUAUUCAUUUACCUGUGAUUGAAAUGCUCAAUUUAUACCCAUAUGUCUCGUAAGACAACCCUACUUUAUGAAUUAGUAACUGGUUCUUGCUGAAAAUGUCACAAAGAGUUAUAGAACUCAUUGGUGACUUUGAACAGCUUUAAAGAAAUAUGGAACAGAGAAACAUAUGCCCUAAGUUUCCUGUUUCCUGAGCUUCCACUAAAAUAUUCAUAUAUCUCACCUUAAUAAUUCUAUUUCAGAUGAUAAAUAAAGGUUGAAGGAAAACAUUUGUGUUUCCUGUUCUUCUACAUUCCACAGUGGCUGAAACCACACUCUAUGUUUAGAUAACAGAAGACCAAUUCCUAGCAUAUGGGGAGUAUGAUUCUUCAAAUUGAAAGAAACACCUGAUCACUGUUUGUUGAUAUGAAAUAUUGAAGAAAACUAGUAACACAUAGCGUGCCUCCACCAGUAGCCAUAAGAAAUCAUAGAAGCACAGUUCAGUGGCAGACUUACCUUUUCUCUCACCUUCAGAAAGCAUGAACACAAAUAGAAGUUUUGCAGUAUAUUAUCCAAACCCCAAUGUUCAAAGAUGUACAAUACAUGCAUUAGAGAUCAUGCAGAAUUAAUGUAUUUAUAGAGUUUAUUUUACAAGUAAUAUAUCAGAAUUUGUAAAUUGUUUCCUCUGCUUAAGACAGCAAAUUGUUUAAAAUCUAUGUAGAAUUGCUUUACAAAAGCUGACUUCUGCUAUUUAACCACAUUUGCCAUUCCAUGCUCACUUAAAAUAUCAUUUCCCAUUUAAAUCUUACUAAUUAUUUAUACAAGUAAGUACGCAUUCUGAAUAUGUGAUCCCAAAGGUGCCAUAAUUAGGAACUUCUAGAUUUUACUUAUGAGUAAUCCAGAUAAACUGAUCUAUGCCCCUGUCCUAAUAAAUCUCAAUAUUUUAGGGGGUGAGGAUUUUUUUGGGUAACUGUUUACAUAAAACAUUGAGUGCACAGCAGCCAAAGCCUUAAGAAGGCAAUGACUCCACCCAGCCACUUAUUUUAAAAAAGGGGGGAAAUCCUUUGUCAAUUUGAAAACUCAUCAGAUUUCUUAAAAGUUACUUAACUGCCAUUCUGACCUGGAUGUAUUUGUGAGUGUGUGAGUGUGUGUGUAAAUUGUAAAGUUUUAAAUGUUAACUGUUCUGUAAAUAAUGUACAGGAUUCUAUAUCGUGUAAAAUACUGUGUUUAAAUACAAUUUCUUUACUUGCAAUUUUUUGAUUAUAUAAAUCAAGUUUUAUUUUGUAUAAAUUAAAUACUGCAUACUGUAGUACCAAUCCCAAACCUUGUAAAAUGAACGCACUUAAUGUUCAUUAAAAGUUGACUUGGAGUGUUUUUAUA